AUGGGGGGUAGAUGGACGACUAAUCGAAUCCAGUUAUCUUGUUUUUUGCUUUUGAUUCUUGUUCUGGAGAUUCAAGUGGGCUGUUCUCUCAAUUCUGAAGGAUUAGCAUUGUUGGAAUUCCAAGCAAGGGUAGAAUGUGAUCCAUCUGGAGCAUUAGCAAAUUGGAAUCCUAAUGACUGCGAUCCGUGCACCUGGUCAGGUGUUCAUUGUCUGAACGGUGGAGUGUAUAUGCUGGAUCUCAAUGGACAGUACUUGCAAGGAACAUUGUCUCCCGAGCUUGGAAAUCUUACUCAUUUAAGAUUUCUUAACCUCUCCAAGAACUAUUUUUCGGGGAGCAUCCCUCCACAGCUCGGGCAGCUUGUGACACUGGAAGUGUUGGACUUAAGGUAUAAUAAUCUAAAUGGAGCAGUUCCUGCAGAAUUAGGCAGACUGCAUUCACUGAAACGCUUGUUGCUUUGUAACAAUAGAUUCGAAGGAAGCAUUCCUCUGGAGAUUGGGAAACUUAAUUUGCUGGCGGAUUUACAGUUCGGUGUGAAUUUUAAAACUGUUGCUGGAAUUGGCUGUGUGACUAGAAAAAUUGGGCAUUGCACGUGGCAGAGUGGUCAUAAACCAUCAAAGAAGCGAGAUUCUUUUCUGAUAUCAAUUACAGAGACCCUAAUCCAUCACUUCAAUCUGUUCCCUCUGUUCGGAAGAAAAUCAUUGCACCAUCAUGCUGAUGAUAGCUGUAGCAAUCAACGAAGUUCUCUUGAGCCAGAUGUCAUCGAAAAUGUAAAGAACCUGGUGAAUAAUGCACGUCGUAUACUAGUCGAACAGUCGAGUAAUCUUGCUGCAGCCCCUGCCAACAUUAGGUCGCCAUCAGAUCCUAUCAUUGCUCUUCCAAGCAGAAGUAGUGGAUCAUUUCCAGCUGUAACAAAUAGGAAGAAACCGGCUCCUCUUGUACCAUCACCCAUUCUACCUCCACAGCAUGAGCCAAGUAACACAACUAAUCCUCCACCGGAUUCGUCUGGUGCUGUCAGUAAACCAAAUGAUAAGCAAUCUCCUGCUGGUGAAAAAUCUGGAAAUUCAUGGAAGUAUAUCAUUGGGAUUUCAAGUGCAGUUUUCCUGCUUAUUAUUGUAGCAGCCGUAUUUGUCAUCUGCAGAAGCAAAGUGGUCCAAACAAUUCGUCCUUGGAAGACUGGCUUGAGUGGGCAGUUGCAGAAAGCAUUUGUUACAGGGGUCCCCAAGUUAAACAGAGAUGAGCUAGAAACUGCAUGUGAGGAUUUCAGCAAUAUUAUUAAUACAUAUGAAAAUAUAGCGACAGUGUACAAGGGAACUCUAUCCAGUGGAGUAGAGAUAGCUGUUGUCACAACUGCUAUAUCAUCUCUAAAAGAUUGGUCAAAACGUUGUGAAUUGACAUUCCGGAAGAAGAUUGACAUGUUGUCGCGAGUGAAUCACAAGAAUUUUGUUAAUCUUAUUGGAUACUGUGAAGAGGAUGAGCCUUUUACGAGGAUGAUGGUUUUGGAGUAUCCUCCAAAUGGCACUCUUUCCGAGCAUUUGCACGUUAAAGAACUUGAACAUCUUGAUUGGAAUGCAAGGAUGAGAAUAAUCAUGGGGAUAGCUUAUUGCAUUCAGCACAUGCAUGAUUUGAAUCCACCGCUGGCACAUUGCAAUUUGACUUCAAAAUUCAUAUUUUUGACAGAUGAUUAUGCUCCUAAAGUUGCAGAGAUUGGUUUUUGGAAAGAACUUAUUGCCAAGUCGGAGAAUCCAAAAAAUGACUCUGAGCAUUCUGAACUUCCACCACUUGCUGACGGAGAAACAAAUGUUUACUGUUUCGGAAUACUCUUGCUUGAAAUUAUCACUGGAAAACUUCCAUACUCGGAAGAGCGAGGGCCUCUUAUUACCUGGGCUUCUGAAUACUUGAACGAUAUGAGGAAUUUCAGCAACUUGAUCGAUCCAACCCUGAAAUCCUUCAAAGAUAAAGAACUCAAUGUGUUGUGUGAAGUAAUCCAAAUAUGCAUUCAACAAGAUGCACGGAAGAGGCCAACGAUGAAAGAAAUAGUUCAAAAAUUGCGGGGAGUGAUUGAUGUAUCGCCUGAGGCAGCAGCACCAAGACUUUCUCCCCUCUGGUGGGCUGAGCUUGAGAUCUUAUCACAAGAAGCAGCUUAA
This is a messenger RNA of Fraxinus pennsylvanica, 2145 nucleotides long. The record is from the annotation of a GenBank genome assembly. NCBI's taxonomy places the organism in Eukaryota, Viridiplantae, Streptophyta, Magnoliopsida, Lamiales, Oleaceae.